Molecule: messenger RNA, 797 nt
Organism: Capsella rubella
Lineage: Eukaryota; Viridiplantae; Streptophyta; Magnoliopsida; Brassicales; Brassicaceae
Exons: 1
Coding region: 346-705 (119 amino acids)
Source: RefSeq, a predicted model, not a curated record
AUACGGUUAUAUACAUGUGAAAUCGUUCUAUGUCUAAAAACAAGUGGACGGAGAAAGACAGUUUAGCCGGUGGGUCGGCCAUCGAACUCUAAGCUGUAGGAGUAGACAUAUAACAUCGCAACAAUAUCAACCAACCGUAGCUUGCCACGUAGUAAAUCUUGGCGUGAAAAAUCUGUCAUCUGUAAGCUUUACACACGGGCUUUACAUAAGUUAUAACCGCGUUUUAUCCAAAACCAAUUGCUUUGUGUUCGUAUUUUUUUUUCUUUUGGGUGUUUAUAAACUCUUUAAGACUUCUUAUCCAGUUUUUAUCUAUCUAUUAACAACUCCACAAUUCUUGUCUCAAAUAUGGGUUGUUUGAUAUCUCCUGUAAUGAAACUCCGUCGCCUCUCCUCAGCUGACUCGCGGCGGUUUGCGUACCGGAAUAUCACCGAGAGUAUGGAAGAUCCGGUCAUAAGGGUGGUGGUAGGGAAGGAGAAGACUGAGUUCUUGGUCGAACCGUACGUACUUGAAGAACACCCGUUUAGAGUCUUGAUAGGUUCGGUCAAAGAUCGUGCCAAGAACCGGUUAAACAGGAGUGGUAGAGUUGUGUGGCUUGAUCAUGUCGACUCGAUCUUGUUUGAGCACUUGUUGUGGCUUCUUCGGAACGAUGCCUCUACGUUUUCGGAUUUGGAUGUUGUCGAGAUCAUUGAUUUCUAUGCUCUGUAAAAAAUAUGUCGAUUAACUUGGUAAUAUAUAUGAGCCAAUGAGCCAUUCAUAAAAUAUAUAUAAUGAAAAAAAUUGCGAGAAUUCGUCGGCUA